Messenger RNA from Caenorhabditis elegans, 2906 nucleotides. It is a transcript of the gene noa-1, whose product is annotated as G domain-containing protein. Bases 397 to 2760 code for a protein of 787 amino acids. The record is from RefSeq and is marked reviewed. Gene Ontology annotation, molecular function: GTP binding. The transcript has 6 exons. Gene Ontology annotation, biological process: RNA folding. NCBI's taxonomy places the organism in Eukaryota, Metazoa, Nematoda, Chromadorea, Rhabditida, Rhabditidae.
ACCCCAUCCGGCUCGUGGAAUCUACGGAUUUGCUCUCUACAUCGUCUCCUGGACACUUUUUGUGAUCUACCUGAUUUGGGCGAUCACGCCGGUCCCGAUUUUGUAUCGAUUGGGUACGGCGGAGAAAUUGGGAAAAAAAUUCACAGGAUUUUUGAAUUUUGAAAGAAAAAGAAUCACGUACAUCCCAUCAAAACUCUGGGCUCUCGCAAUCGGAAUCUUCUUCCCGACGGCCGCCUGCCUCUACGUCACCGUAAUUUUUCUGAUCAACUGCUGGAACUUUUACGGAAUCUUUGAUAACGUUCAGGAGGUCACCAACGAUUUCGGCGAACGCUCGAAAUCCAAUUCAAUCGAUAGUUUGAGCAGCAGCUCUACGGAGAGCCCGAAAAAAGCGAAAAAAUGCUAAGAUCCUGUGGAAUCCGAUACCUGAGCACACGUCGGGACAUCCAGAAGACGCUGGACGCGGUGAAGCGUCUGAAGAUCAACCGAACCGCCCAAGUCGGCGAGAUUCACCGAAGAUGGUCGGAAUUUGAACGGGAGCAGUUGAAUUCGGGGGAUCUUCGGGAUCCCGGUGCUUCUAGAUAUUCGACAGAGUCAAUGCUCGGCGAGAUGAUGCUCAGCCAGGAGCCCAGCUAUCAGAAGAUUCUGGAGAAGAGGGCUCCGCCGAAGGUUGAAGCUGUGAAGGAUCGGGGAGAUCAGGGAGAAGCUGCUAGUUUCCCAUUGAAGUCGGUUUCAGUUGGAGCUGAAGCUUCAAAAGCUCAGGGCUCCGAAGCUGAAGCUGAAGGAUCCACCGAAGGUUCCUCAGACCGAGGCUUCUACGUUGAAGCUGACGUCUUUGUCGACGAAUACGUGGCGGGAAGCUCUCUAGACCUGGACCCCGGCGACAGGAUGGUAGCCACCCGGGAAUACUUUGGCGGUGAUGAUGCUGUAGAGCACAUUUCCUUCCAAAGACCCGGGCAGAGGGCUGAAGGGCUUCAAGAAGGAUCAGGGAAGGAUCAGGAUCUAUCGGAUGAUCUGAGCUCCGAACCUGGCAUGAUCGGAACUGUCGAUGAGGAGAUCCCGGCGAGCUCGCGAAAAUGCACGGGGUGCGGAGCAAAUUUCCACUGUAAAGAUAGCUCCCUGCCGGGAUUUGUGCCUCUGGAGAUUUUGGAGAAGAUUGACAGAAGAUCUGUAGAUCAGAGCCUCUGCAAGCGGUGUCACCUGCUCCAGGAGCACAAUUUUCUGCUCAAUGUCAAUGUAUGCGAUGUGGACUACACUCGAAUGAUGGGCGAGCUUAAGAAGCAGCCCGAGUCGCUUGUGGUGCUUGUCGUUGAUGUUACGGAUCUUCCCGGAAGCAUCUACCCGAGGCUUGCGUCGGUUGUUGGAAGCCGUCGGCCGAUGAUUGUGGUGGGGAAUAAGGUGGACUUGUUGCCGCCUGACGCUCGGACGGGUUAUAUGUGGAGAUUUAAGAAGACGGUGGAGAGAGCUGUCGAGAAGGCUGGAUUGUUGGAGAACUUCCACAUCCUCCACACAGCGUUGGUCAGUGCCAAGACAGGAUACGGAAUCGAGGAGCUCAUCACUGAAAUUUAUUUGAAGUAUACGAAUGUUAAGCUAGGAAUGCGUGGAGACAUUUUCCUCGUCGGAUGCACAAAUGCUGGAAAAUCAACCAUGUUCAACGCGCUUCUCCAAUCGGAUCUGUGCAAAGUUCGAGCCGUGGAUCUUGUCGAUCGAGCCACCACCAGUAUUUGGCCAGGGACUACGAUCUCCCUUCUCAAAUUCCCGGUAAUGAAGCCGGGUCCGUAUCGGCUCGAAAUGCGUCGCCGCCGACUAAUGGCUCACCGAGCAUGGGCCAAAAAGGAGAUGUACGCGCGAAAGCUUCUGCUCACCGAGACCGGAGACGAUCGAUACGCAAUUCCUACGGCACUGAUUCAGAAUACAUAUAAGGCAUCGGAAGAGGAGCUUCAGCCAAUGGCUCUGAGAGAGCUUCACGGAGAGGAGGAGGAUGAAGCGGAGGAAGAUGAGAAGCAGAGAAAACUGGAGGAACGACGGAAAUAUUCACUUGAAGAUCCGAUUUUUGCCCGGGGAAAAUGGUGUUAUGACACUCCGGGGACUGUUAAUGAUAAUCAAUGCUUAUCACUUUUCACCUUGGAAGAGCUGCUCAAUGUGACACCCCGCCGAGUCCUGCGACCCCAUACAGUACUCGUGAAGCCCGGCGAGUCGUUGCUCAUUGGCGGAGUCGCUAGGCUUGAUAUUGAGCAAGUUGCCCGCGCCGGCCAAGUUCUCCUGACAACUUUUGUCAAUGAGCAGCUUCCUCUGAAUGUGAUGCCAACUCACGAAUGUGAGGAUUUCUAUCGGAAAUGGCUCGGCACACGGGCUCUUCUUGUACCACAGGGACAAGAAGCCGCCGGCGGGAGAAUGACGUCAUGGCCGGGAUUUCGAGGAGAAAAUGGGGAGAUGGGGCGACGAUUUGAGAUGCGGGGGCGGCUGAAGGAUGAGGGAGGAUGCUGUGAUAUUGUGUUGAGCUCGAUUGGAUGGGUUAUGGUGACGUCGGAGAGGGAUGUUACGUUGAGUGCCUUCACCCCUGCGAACAAAGGAAUCACUGCCCGAAUCCAACCAAUUCUACCGUAUUCGGCUUCUCUACGUGGAAAACGUCUACCCGGAAGCCGAUUUUACAAGGUUCAACCUAUUCAAUUUCCGGUGAAUAUUAAAAGAAAACGGGCUGAAGCAAGGAAACGAGAUGAGAGGAAGAAGGAACGACAGGAAAAUUCUCAGAAUAAUUUAUAAACUUUUUUUUUGUUUUUGGUUUUUUUUAAAUAUUUGUUCCGCUAGAUUUGUUGAUUUCUCUCGCUCAGUACACUUGUUUUGAAUUUUUUUUUUUGUUAAUAUUUUGAAUUUUUUCAAUUUUAUGCGUAAUUUUCGCAUUUUGAUAU